Molecule: messenger RNA, 1005 nt
Organism: Echinostoma caproni
Lineage: Eukaryota; Metazoa; Platyhelminthes; Trematoda; Plagiorchiida; Echinostomatidae
Source: the annotation of a GenBank genome assembly
AUGACUCCAACUUCCAUGGACACAGUGGUACCUGGUCAUCCAUCUGGACCGGAUUUACCCACUUCCUAUCGAUCAAGUCCGCAACGCUUGCCUGUCGCAUCACAGCUAAACCAUUCGACCAAAGUGGCUUCACUUCCAGCUUCUGUGACCCGUCCAGUGGUAGCUGAUGUGUCUCAUUUGGCUUCACCGGAUGAACAGCCAAGCAAAUUGGAUGAACCCAUGUCAGAGACGCUGAAACCGCCAUCACACGCCGUUGUACACACGUCCCGCUGGAACGAGGAUCGAUUGCCCACAUUCGCUCCGGAAUUGUUGCCCGAUUUACCUCGUUUACAUCGAGAUCCACAACGUGGACGAACCAAAAGCGGCAGUCAAGACAGUUCGAAUGAAUCACCCAAGGAUGGAACUGGUAAUCAUUUUCCCAACUUUACCGAUUCUAUACCGCCCGUAUCCGUCGUUCGUGGAGAAUUUGGCUCGGGCAAAUCAAGCUCUUUGUACCUCACAAAUUCUUCUCAAGGCUUACCACCGCGCCCUGUACCAGGCACUUCUGACACCGGACUACGACUUUCCCAUUCCCCAUCCCCUCAUCCGAAAUCCACGCUGAAUUCCUCGUCUCCGCUUUUGGCCGCCCCAUCCGUUCGGGAUCCGUAUGGGCCUCGUGGUCCGGUCAAUCCGCCCCGAAGUUCAUUUGUUUCACCACCACCAACCCCGACAGCCGAUUGUCCACAGUAUCAUCCACCGGAACAUUUACAACCGGUCGAUUGGCCCAGUUCCGGUCGAACGUCUGCCGAUUUGCAGCCCCGAUCCGAAAGCGGGAUACAUAAAGCACCAAAAGUGGCUCCGAAACCGCAUUUGGCUGGCUCGUUCAACUAUUUGCAAGUAAGAUGGAAACUGAUCAAUUUCUUUUGUUUGAAUCACUUGAAUCCAGUGUUUUCAGAAUUCAGUCCCGAUUCCAAUCAUGUGACGAAUACCACGUCGUUCCUACGUCGAUUAUUGGUUGAUCUUUAA